UGAUGAAACAAAAUUCGCCAUAAUUAAAUCUGACGCAGAACAUAUUGGAAUAAGCGAGGACACCGAUAGCUUCUACGAGUUCCGAGAAGGGGAACUGCGAGAAUGUAUAUCGUCCAGCACCGUGUUUAUCUGCCCAGCUAUAUUUCCUUUGAAAAAGAUACGGCAAGCGACAAGUUGUAAUAUUCAACUCUUACUAAAUAAGAAUAUAGAAAUGGAAUAUUGCAACAUAGUAUUACAAAACCUACGAGAAACAUACUGGAAAGCCUUAACUACGCCCGGAAAUUGGAUAUAUACUGCAAGAAAACGAGAAAUAAUUCGUAUAGAAUGCCAACAAAGCAACCAGGAAGAAAUAAGUAAUUCUGGCAUUAUUUCCAUACGCCAAGGAUGUAAAAUUAAAGCAGGGACUACUACGAUGAGCCAUCCAUCCGUUCAUUCUAUAGAAUUCGUACAGCAUUAUACUCCAAUGAACAACCUAAGCAUUUUACAAUUGUACGAGCCUAUCCGCGAAAAAUAUCAAAUCGACCUGGCAGAAGCGACAAGCGAAUUAUGGACGAUGAAUAAUAGCCACGUAUCAACGACUUUUGAUGACAUCAUUGAAAAGGCUCGCCAGAUCAAGGAUAGACGGAUGCAAGAACAAAGACUUAUCACCUACAGUGCAGUAGGAUGGGGCAUGAGUGUUCUCGGAAUACUUGUGGUCAUCGUCUGGAUGAUAAGCAGGACUUCUUGGAUCAGCAGUACUGCGAAUUUACUUUAUGCACGAUGCAACCGUAACAAAGGAACCAAGGGACCUACCCCUUGCUCCUCGGUAGAGAAUAAAAGCCGAAGCACCGAGCCCGAAUCCGAACAGUCUGACUUAAGAACGGCAACGAUCCAGUAUAGUCUACAAGAAGAAGCACAGGAAGCAGAGACACACUGACGACUUGAAGACGUACAGCAAUAAUUCGAUGAGAAGGAGCAGCUAUUCCACCAAUCAUUAUAAACGUUGGCACAGGAUAUUGGGACGACUCCGCCGGAUUAUUCUAACCAUGCCGGGAAUUGACGAAGAUGUACCUAUGGACCUCAGCGCAGCGCAGUCGUAUCGGCGGUCGCCAAUUCCAAUGCAGCGAGGACCACCGGAGCGCGACACCAGAUCUCCUGGCGUCGACGUCCAUCCCAAUAUGGACCGUGACUGGCCCGGACCAACAGAU
Molecule: messenger RNA, 1187 nt
Organism: Temnothorax curvispinosus
Lineage: Eukaryota; Metazoa; Arthropoda; Insecta; Hymenoptera; Formicidae
Exons: 2
Coding region: 212-916 (234 amino acids)
Source: RefSeq, a predicted model, not a curated record